AUGCUACUCCUAACGUUACUCCUUAUGACGUCAACAUUCCAGCAGCCUCAAAAGAUCAUAAAAGGACCAAAAGAGCUUUGCUACAUCAAAGAACCCGGAAUCUUUAAAUACAGGUAACCAAGACAGACUUUCACAAACGUUUUCAGUCUCCUGUCAGUUUGGUGAUUUCUUUUGUUCUCAGCGUUCAAACGUUAAGCCUCAACUAGAAAACCUUUGGAAACAUUUGGAAAGAGUCUCAACAUCUCAAGAACAUGUUUCAGGACCAAAAACAGAGUGAUUUCGCUGAAUCACUUCACUGCAGUGGUCAGAUAAAUGUCCCAGAAGACACCGAAUCCCUCAAAAGGGCACUUGAUCUCCUCCAGAAGGAAAAUGAGCAGUUGCACAUUAUGAUCAAACAACUGCAGAAGAAGGACAGAGAGAGGGAGGCCCAAAAUAAGGGCUUUGGAGCCAUUAACAAAGAGGACCAACCAGAUCAAGAUCAGCAAUGCAAGGGUAACUUGCAGAUCUUAAAUGAAGAUUGGGAAAUAAUGCUUCAUAAGCAACAGAACCUCAAUGACUUGAGGGAAAGAUAUAACAUGGAGGUACACAAGCUCCAAAAUCUGGAAGCUAAACACGAGACACUACACCAACUCCAGCAAAAGGACAUAUUAGCUGAGUACACACAGUGUCAACUUCAAGACGUGAUGGUCAGAUAUGAAGUGACAAAAGAUAAACUCAGAAACUUGGAGGCACUACAGAAAGAGACACAACACAAGCUGGAGGAGAAGACCAGAGAGCUGGAGGUCCAAAGUAAACGCUUGGGAGAAAUUUCCAAGCAGGAUGAGGACCAAGAUCAGCAAUACAAGGCCAAGUUGCAGCGUAUAAAUGAAGGCUGGGAUGCACUGCUUAAGAAAUCGCAGCAGGAAAUUAUACGCUUGUUGGGCGAGAAGAAAGAGAAGAGCAAAAAUGAGAGCGAACUGAGAAGUGAAUUGAUCUGCAUGACCCAGGAGAUAGGAGAGUUGCAAUACAAGCUUGAAAACUUGGAAGCAACACACGAAGAGACAAAAUACGAACAUGAAAAUUUGGAAAGACAACACAAGGAGACACUAUACAAAUACCAACACCUGAAAACCAAACAUGAUAAGACGCUACAGCAGCUCCAACAACUGGAAGAAGCAGGUGUAGAGACACGAUGCCAGUUUUUUGAAAGUGAGGCUAAAAAUAAAAGUUUGCAAGUAAAACUUGAUCAAACACUACAACAAAACAUGGAAAUACAAAAAGAGAAGGAGCAACAGGAAGCUGAAUAUAGAGAGAUGGACAGCAAGCUCAGUGACAUGGAGAAAAGACAUGAUGAGGCGAUAUCAAAGUUGCAACAACUGGAAGCUGUAAUUGAAGACACACACCAGCAGCGUCUAGAAAGUGAGAAGGAAAAGGAACGCUUGCAAGUAAAACUGGAUGAAGCAGUGCAAAGAAAUGCAGAACUGCUACAGGAGAGGGAAGGACAGGAUGAACUGGGCAGAGAGAUGCAACGUGCUCUUCAAAUCUUUGAGAAAAAAAAUGCUGAACUCCAAGUAUUUUAUGAGGAACUCAAAGACAAAUGUGUUGAUAGGGAGGCAGAGAAGGUAAAUCUGGAGAAUCUCUGCAAUGAGACGAUGUCUAAGAUGCAAAAAGUGAUGGAAAGAAACAUGCAACUGCACACACUCUGUGAAACACUACAGAGCACAAACAGUGAACUGCAGAAGCAGGUACAACAACAGGAGAAAAUGCAUGAAGACAUCUUUUGUGCUCUUGAUAAAAUGCAAAGGGCAAAUGAGCAGUUGCAAGACAGGCAAGAUAUAGCAGAGAAGGCACACAAAGAGGAAUGUGAUAGUCUGAAGGAAAUGUAUGCACAAAGUGAGAAAAUGGUGGAAACUCUUAAAAAAACAUUGGAGCAGCUUGAAGAAACGAAUGAAGAAAGUUUUUCUGCCAUCAAAAAGCUCAAACUCCGAAACGCAGAGUUACAGGAACUCUGCCAGAAAAAGGAGAGAAAGCGUUGCUGGUUUCUCCGCACGUUCUGCUGCUGCUUCUCCUCCUCAACCGAAGAAUAGCCUGCUCUUCCUCCACCCUCUAUCCAUCUUCAUCCUUUUCACCUCUCCCCUCUUCUCAUUCCUUUGAAUUGGCCGCAGCAUUCACCAGCACCAUCUCCUAACAACUAAAUGUGUCCCUGAACUUAUCAGUGGUAGGUUUAACACACCAUUCCUCUUUUCCAUCACGCCACCCCCCAGCCGGCCGCAGCAGAUGGCUGCCCCUCCCUGAGCCUGGUUCUGCCCGAGGUUUCUUCCUUUUAAAAGGGAGUUGUUCCUCGCCACUGUCGCCAAGAGCGUGCUCACAGGGGAUCUUCUGAUUGUUGGGGGGGCUCAUUAAACCAAACCCUGAUAAGUUCUCUGGCAUGAAAUAUGAGACGCAGCAAUAUGU
Messenger RNA from Archocentrus centrarchus (flier cichlid), 2433 nucleotides. RefSeq names its product myosin-9-like. The transcript has a single exon. The coding region runs from base 252 to 2066 and encodes 604 amino acids. NCBI's taxonomy places the organism in Eukaryota, Metazoa, Chordata, Actinopteri, Cichliformes, Cichlidae. The record is from RefSeq and is a predicted model, not a curated record.